Messenger RNA from Pezoporus occidentalis (night parrot), 451 nucleotides. It is a transcript of the gene OXLD1, whose product is annotated as oxidoreductase like domain containing 1. The transcript has 2 exons. Lineage: Eukaryota; Metazoa; Chordata; Aves; Psittaciformes; Psittacidae. The record is from RefSeq and is a predicted model, not a curated record. The coding region runs from base 17 to 415 and encodes 132 amino acids.
GGGCCGAAGCGCCCGGAUGUUGUUGCGCGGAGCCCGGGGGCUGGCGGGGGCGCGUCGGGGGGAGGCCCUGGACGGCACCAGCAGCAGUGGGGGGGUGCCCGGGGCAGGGUCCCCCCUCUCCCACACCUCCAGCGUUCGGGAGCGCUCGGACACCCCAGCAAAGGAGAGCGGCACCGCAGGGAGCGAUGGCAGCGGGGGGGGACCCCGAGGUGACAAAGGGCUGCCCCCCCCGCCGACCCACUGCUGCGGGACCGGCUGCCCCAACUGCGUGUGGGUCGGGUACGUGGAGGAGCUGCUGCAGCGGUACCAGGAUGGAGGGGCCCGGGCGCUGGCGGCGCUGGAGGAGCACGUGGAGGACGAGAACAUUAAAGCCAUCCUGAGGAUGGAGAUCAGGCUGCGCAUGAGGAAGGACUGAGCAUCCCCCGGCCCCCCAGAGCCAGUGGUGACCCCC